UAGAACUUUUUGCCAUAUUCGCCGCAAUGACAUCGUUGACAUUGUGCUGCUCGCGUCGUGCGGUCGCUGCCAACGCCUACGUCAACGCCAAUUGGCGGUUUAUUCAAACACUUCAAAGGCGCCAACAACAACAACAACAAUUGCAAUUACAACAGCAAUGUAGGCGUCUCAGCGCAGCUGCAACAACAACAGCGCCAAAAACCAAUGCAAAUAACAGCGAAUUUGCCAUCUUAUCGCGUAACAUGUCGUUGAGUGCGUCGUCGCCCAAACUGGUCGCUGUCGAGGAGUCGCGCCGCUUUAUGAUCGAUUGCUUCAAGGCCGUGAAGGUGCCCGAGGCGCAUGCGCGUGCCCAGGCCGAUCUUCUGGUGGCGGCCGACUAUCGUGGCCACUUUAGCCACGGUAUGAAUCGGCUGGAGAUGUACAUCAAUGACUUGGCCAUUAAUUCGACAAACGGCGGGGCCGAUCCGAAGGUGCUCAAGGAAACCCCGGCAACGGCCUGGGUGGACGGCUGCAAUGGACUGGGCGCUGUGGUUGGCAACUUUUGCAUGGAUCUGGCCAUCAAGAAGGCCAAAACCGUGGGCAUUGGCUGGGUCUGCAGCAGAGGCUCCAAUCAUUAUGGCAUGGCCGGCUGGUAUGCGCUGAGGGCCAUGGAAAAUGGCCUGGUGGGCAUGUCCAUGACGAACACGUCCCCGUUGAUGGCGCCCACCGGCGCCAAGGAGGCGGCGCUGGGCACCAAUCCGCUCUCGCUGGGCGCCCCGGCUGGCGACUGCGAUCACUUUCUGCUGGACAUGGCCACCACCGCGGUGGCCGUGGGCAAGAUCGAGAUACAGAACCGCAAGGGCGCGCCGCUGCCCGACGGCUGGGCCCAGGAUCCCGAUGGCAAUGUGACCAACGAUGCCAAGUUGGCGUUCGCCACCGGCUGCCUGCUGCCGCUGGGCGGCACCGAGCUAACCUCUGGCUACAAGGGCUACGGCCUGGGCGCCAUGGUGGACAUACUCUCCGGCGUUAUGUCCGGCGCCAAGUACUCGACGCAGGUGCGCAAAUGGACGCACACGGGCGCCAACACAGCCGCCGAUCUGGGCCAGCUUUUCGUUGCCAUCGAUCCCAAUUGCUUUGCGCCCGAUUUCGAGGAGCGCAUGCAGGACUUCAAUUCGCGUCUGCGCGGCGCCAAGCCGACCGAUCCCAAUAAGCCCGUGCUGCUGGCCGGCGACAAGGAGUCGAGGAACAUGAAGGCCGUCGACGAGGCGGGCGGCAUCCAGUAUCUGGAGAACCAGCUGAACACCUGCGCGGCCCUGGCCGAGAGGCUCAAAAUCAAGCCGCUGAGCUUCAAGUGAGGCGGAUCAAUCAUAUCUGGAAACACACACAUAUGCCAUAAAUUAAAGCUGCUUUUGCAUUUUUCUUGACCAAAGGAUUUGACUAGUGCCUAAGUUGAGAACAGUUAACUUUUACUCCCUAGACUCUUUGAUAUAUAUAUAUAUAUAAAUUUUAUAUAUGUUAUGAUAUUGUUUUGCAAAGCUAAUAAAACUAGACUUGAAUUAUA
Messenger RNA from Drosophila virilis, 1540 nucleotides. RefSeq lists its product as uncharacterized. Lineage: Eukaryota; Metazoa; Arthropoda; Insecta; Diptera; Drosophilidae. The record is from RefSeq and is a predicted model, not a curated record. Gene Ontology annotation, molecular function: oxidoreductase activity.